AUGAAGUCAACAUCAUGCCUGCUGAUCAUCUCGCUGGUCGGGCUCGUCCUCGUCCAGGGCCUCCCCUCCAACAGGAAGCUACUCGCGGAGGAGCUAAGCAUCACCUGGAUGGAGGGGACUCCCUAUGCACCACUGGAAAUUGCAGUGGGCGACACCGUAACCUGGACCUGGUCCAUGGGAUCCCCCCAUGACGUCUCCACCGCGACUGCAGCAGACAGCUGCACUGACCUGACGCCCAUCAGCGGGGAUCCUGUAGAGGAGGGGACGUACAGCCAGACCUUUGACACGGCAGGAACCUACUUCUUUGCGUGCUCGGUUGGCGACCACUGCGAUGAGGCUGACCAUGCCGUCUCCUGGAAGCUGGGGGUGACAUACCCCACGCUGAACAUCCCAUCUGGAGACUCGGUGACCUGGUCGUGGGAUGGCGGCGUCCCCCACAAUGUGGCAUCCGCCCCUGGCGCCGGGCGCUGCGACGACCUGCAAGUCCUGAGCGACGCGCUGUCGACCGAAGGAAAUUUCAGCAAGACGUUUGACUCGGCGGGCACCUACUACUUUGCCUGUGAGGUGGAUGUCCACUGUCAGGAUGGGAUGCAGAUCACUAUUCAGGUUUCGUGA
Molecule: messenger RNA, 615 nt
Organism: Auxenochlorella protothecoides
Lineage: Eukaryota; Viridiplantae; Chlorophyta; Trebouxiophyceae; Chlorellales; Chlorellaceae
Exons: 5
Coding region: 1-615 (204 amino acids)
Cellular component (GO): plasma membrane
Molecular function (GO): copper ion binding; electron transfer activity
Source: RefSeq, a predicted model, not a curated record